Molecule: messenger RNA, 855 nt
Organism: Fusarium pseudograminearum CS3096
Lineage: Eukaryota; Fungi; Ascomycota; Sordariomycetes; Hypocreales; Nectriaceae
Exons: 2
Coding region: 1-855 (284 amino acids)
Source: RefSeq, a predicted model, not a curated record
AUGGCUGAACGUGUAGCUCAAAUCGCUUCCCACAUCACCUACCCAAUAGGUCUUCUUGCGGGACAAACUGCGAUAAUCACGGGGAGUGGACAGGGCAUUGGUUCUGAAGCAGCGCGCCUGUUCGCUCAAGAAGGUGCCAAAGUAGUUGUUUGCGACGUCGAUUCAGCCAAGGCACAGAGCGUGGUAGAUAGAAUCACUAGCUCUGGAGGCCAGGCCCUAGCAGUCCCUGGUGAUAUCACAGAUCAAGGAUACAUCGAUCAGCUCGUCAAGCGUGCAGCCGAGUUUGGAGGAGGAGAAAUCCACAUUAUCGUCAAUAAUGCCGGUUACACAUGGGAUGGUGUGGUACACAAGAUGACUGACAAGCAGUGGGCUGCAAUGGCGAACAUCCACGGAACUGCUCCGUUCCAGCUAAUUCGCGCCGCAGCCCCAUACUUCCGCGUCAAGGAUGGAAAGCAGCGAAACAUUGUCGGCAUCUCUUCAACUUCAGGUGUUCACGGAAACGCCGGCCAGUCCAACUACGCCUUCUUCAAAGCCGGCGUAUCUGGACUCAUGAAGACGAUCGCAAAGGAAUGGGGGCCGGCGUUCAACGUCCGAGCUAACACAGUGGCGUUUGGGUACAUUGAGACACGCCUAACACAGGCCAAAGAGGCAGGGGCGUUCAUUACGGGACCGGACGGCGAAAAGAUACAGCUCGGCGUUCCUGGUCGGGAUGGCAAAUCCUCCUUCGAGGACAUUCCACUUCGUAGACCUGGCUCGGCAGAAGACGCCGCCAAGGUUGUCCUAGCUGUUUGUAGUCCACUCUUCUCCUACGUUACGGGCCAGGUGAUCAGUGUAACUGGAGGCAGGAAUAUGUGA